This is a messenger RNA of Hipposideros armiger (great roundleaf bat), 2493 nucleotides long. Its product is annotated as adhesion G protein-coupled receptor E4-like. NCBI's taxonomy places the organism in Eukaryota, Metazoa, Chordata, Mammalia, Chiroptera, Hipposideridae. The record is from RefSeq and is a predicted model, not a curated record. The transcript has 17 exons. Bases 109 to 2253 code for a protein of 714 amino acids. Gene Ontology annotation, cellular component: plasma membrane. Gene Ontology annotation, molecular function: G protein-coupled receptor activity; calcium ion binding. Gene Ontology annotation, biological process: cell surface receptor signaling pathway; adenylate cyclase-activating G protein-coupled receptor signaling pathway.
CUGGGUGAGACUCAAGAGCUUUUUAUCUUGUGGGGCUUCUUCAUUUCAGGACCCUUGCCGCGUUCUGCUGGAGGGUGUUUCUCAGAUUGUUCCUGGUAUCUCAGUGCCAUGGGGAGCAGAUGCCUGCUCCUGCUCUCAGGUCUCAGUGUCCUGCUGGCUCUGUCAGGGUCAGAAGCAAAGAAUUCUGGAGCUUCCUGUCCUCCGUGCCCUGAACAUGCCAGCUGCUUCAACAAUACCCAGUGUGCUUGUAAAGAUGGGUUUCAGUCCGCGUCUGGGAGGAGGUACUUCCUUGAAGCUAAUGAGACGUGUGAAGAUAUUGAUGAGUGUAAGACCGGACUGGCAAAGUGCAAGCAGCACUCAUAUUGCAGAAAUGAAAUCGGACAUUACAGCUGCAGCUGUAUCCAAGACAGUUUGAUCUUCAAAGUGCUGUCUUUUUUCAUUAACUUGAAUCCAGAAUGCAACGAGAAACCUGUUGAGGAGACACAGAUGAUUUGGACCAAUCUAAAGAACAAUGGAAGCAAAGAGUACAUUGCAAAAAAGGCUACGCAACUACUUCAAAGCGUGGAAUCAAGCAUAUUGAAUGAGAGUUUUGCUUCUCCAGGAAAGCAUGAAGAUCCUGUGCUUAAUAUAGUCUAUGAAACCAAGAGGUGCAAUGAGACAAGUGAGAAGACUGUUCUGGAAGCUGGAAAUAACACAAUGGAUCUGAACUGCACUGACGCUUUCAAAGGAAACACAGGAGAUAGGAGUACGGUUGCACUUAUUGCUUAUCAGUCUCUUGGGGAUAUUCUAAAUGGAUCCUUUUUUAACAAUAGAAGAGGAGCAAUGGAAGUGAAGCUGAACUCUCAUGUUGUGAGUGGCACCAUUGGUAUGAAGGAAAAAGUUUAUCUGUCUAAACCUGUGUUCCUGACCUUCAAACAUACUCAGCCUAGUGUUGUAAGAGCCAAACAUUUGUGUGUCUCCUGGAAAGAAUCGGAAGAGGGAGGCAGCUGGUCAACGGAGGGCUGCACUCAUGUGGGCAGUACUGAGUCUUACACCAAAUGCAAGUGCUUCCACCUUUCCAGCUUUGCUGUCCUCAUGGCUCUUGCUCCUAAGGCAGACCGCGCCCUGGCUGUGAUCACCUACGUGGGGCUGAGCCUGUCUGUGCUGUGCCUCCUCCUGGCGGCCCUCACCUUCCUGCUGUGCAAAGCCAUCCAGAACACCAGCACCUCCCUCCACCUGCAGCUCUCCAUCUGCCUCUUCCUGGCCAACCUGCUCUUCCUCACGGGGAUUAAUCAAACUGAACCGAAGGUGCUGUGCUCCAUCAUCGCAGGCGUGUUUCACUACCUCUACCUGGCCUCCUUCACCUGGAUGCUCUUUGAAGGGCUGCAUCUCUUCCUCACCGUCAGGAACCUCAGGGUGGCCAACUACACCAGCACAGGCAGAUUCAAGAAGAGGUUCAUGUACCCUUUGGGCUACGGGAUUCCAGCUCUGAUUGUGGCUGUGUCUGCAUCAGUAGGACACGAAAAUUACGGAACAUACACUCACUGCUGGCUCAAGCUUGAUAAAGGGUUCAUGUGGAGCUUCAUGGGGCCAGUGGCCAUCAUUAUCUUGAUAAACUUGGUGUUCUACUUCCAAAUUCUGUGGAUUUUGAGAAGCAAACUUUCCUCCCUCAAUAAAGAAGUUUCCACCAUUCAGGACACCAGAGUCAUGACAUUUAAAGCCAUUGCUCAGCUAUUUGUCCUGGGCUGUUCUUGGGGCCUUGGAUUUUUUAUGGUUAAUGAAGUUGGGAAUACAAUCAGAUCAAUCUUUGCCUACAUGUUCACCAUCAUCAAUGUUCUGCAGGGGGUUUUUAUCUUUGUGGUGCACUGUCUCCUUAAUCACCAGGUACGGAUGGAAUACAAGAAGUGGUUUAGAGGGAUGCAGAAAGGAGUUGAAACUGAAACCACUGAGGUCUCUCACUCUACUACCCACACCAAAGUGAAUGCAGGUGGCUGUGUUGGGCCGGCCGAUGAAGAGUACGGAGCAGAGGAAACAGAAGGCGAGAGAGAUGAGCAGGACGUAGCUGAGAGUCUGAUUACUGUCCUUGGCAAUGGGAGUUCUCAGCGCCUCACAAGGACUCCAAGGACCACACCUGUGACAACAGAGAACCAAACAGCCAUGCGAGCCACGGUCAUUCCUACAGAGUCUUCAAAUUCCAAGGAUGUUACGACUUUGGGCAGGCAGCGAUUUCUCUCAUUGUUUGGAUACUGGCUUCCUGGACACUCUGUACAUUGAUCUUCUAUCUGAAAAAAUAGCAAGUCUCAGUGUUUCUGUUUCAGCCAUUCUUCCCUCUUCCCAAGACACACACACACAGACUCACACAGACACAAAAAAUAUCCCUUCUGAUGUGGUUAUCAGACACAAAGUUACAGAGACAUUACAUUAAUAAAUUUUCUCAUGAAAACAGAUGAUGUUUUAUAGAAUUGUAUGCUUGAAACCUAUGUAAUUUUACUAACCAAUGUCACCCCAAUACAU